Molecule: messenger RNA, 5692 nt
Organism: Diachasmimorpha longicaudata
Lineage: Eukaryota; Metazoa; Arthropoda; Insecta; Hymenoptera; Braconidae
Product: zinc finger protein 236-like
Exons: 10
Coding region: 993-5372 (1459 amino acids)
Biological process (GO): regulation of transcription by RNA polymerase II
Cellular component (GO): nucleus
Molecular function (GO): RNA polymerase II cis-regulatory region sequence-specific DNA binding; zinc ion binding; DNA-binding transcription activator activity, RNA polymerase II-specific
Source: RefSeq, a predicted model, not a curated record
AUACAUAACAAGUAUAAAGUCUUAUAUAGCCACAAAUUGGGAAUCACAUAGUUAAAAAAUUUAAAAAUACGAGAAAUUUCCACUGAUCUCCACCAAAAUUUCCUGACAAAUUUGAUAGUAUUUUUGUUCAUAAAUUCAUUUCCUGCGCAAGAGCCUCCGGAAUAUCCACAUGAAACCCAAAAGAAUGAAGAUUUCUAUCUUGUUGCCCUUUUCCCGUCGCACAGUAUUUUUUUUAUCUGUUGUACUUGGUAUCUCCGACACAAUGAGAGGACUUGACACAGCAAUUGAUCUGCGUUAAUAAUUCCAGAUGCACUGAAUGCAAGUGCAGUCGAACAGACAAUUGCUGCGUGUAAAGCCAAACUUGAGGGAUUUAAAAAAAAUAAAAAUAUUCUUCACGCAGAUAUGAAUCGGAUGUCACAUCCGGAAGUCGAGCAGCUGAUAACCCUGUGCUCCACUCGAAAUUACCCCCAGAGUCUGGAAAGAUCUCUGACAGAGAACAUUAAAUUUUCAGUCUUCUCUCAAAUUUUCAAAUAAAAAAGUCUGAUUUAUCAAGUAAAAAAAUCCUUUAAGAGGAAAAAUGUGUGAAAAGUUGUGAUUAACUUUUCAAUGAAAUUUUCCAGUGAAAAAUUCGUUUUUCAAGUAAAAAAAAAAACAAUCUUUCAACAGCAAAAAUGAGUGAAAAGUGAUUAAUGAGGGACAUGAUGAUGAAUUCGUGUUGUUGAGUCUGAAUUGUCUUCGAACAUCGGUAGAAAAAUAUAAAUUGAGAAAGAUGGUGAACAUAAAUAUACAAAGUGAUAGAGCCAACAGGAAUGUCCUUCUCACGAAGGACCGAACAAGCAAUUCCUGAUGUAAAUAACAAAGUACAAUGAACUGCCAUUAAACUGAGAUUAAAAUAAUUCCAAUAAAAGUGUUCGUUUGUGUUCAACGUUAACCAGAAGUGUUCAAAGAAAAAGCGUUUAUAUGAUUUUAUUAAAAGACUUCCGUCCUGUACGAUGACGCUCGCCGUCGACUGUGUUAAUUUUGCGCUUUUACUCAUAUGCUCACGUGUUUUUCAUUUUGCCUUAGGGCUCAGUGCUCAAUAUUACAAGGCACAACUCGAUGCCCAUUUGAAGCUUCACAAUGAGAAAUGGUCAUCGGAGGACGUCAGAAAGUGCAAACUCUGCAACAAGCAAUUCACUCAACCCGCUCUUUAUCGUCUCCACAUCCGAGAGCACUACAGGCUGCAGACGAAGAUUAUGAAGCAAACUAAGCGCGGUACUACUCAGAAGACGAUUUACAAGUGUAAAAUAUGUAUGAAAGUUUUUCAAAAGCCAUCACAAUUGAUGAGACACAUUCGAGUUCACACUGGAGAAAAACCAUACAAGUGCACCGUCUGCAGUCGAGCCUUCUCGCAGAAGAGCUCCCUCCAAAUUCACAUGUGGCGUCACGUGGGUGUACGUCCAUAUACCUGUCCCCACUGCAAUGCUAAAUUUUCACAAAAGGGAAAUCUCAAUGCUCACAUCCUUCGGGUUCACAAUGCUCCCGAGGGUGAACCAACGUACGCGUGCUCGCAGUGUAGCUGUGUUUUUAAAAAAUUGGGCUCCCGUAAUGGGCAUAUGAAGAAGACGCACUCAACUCCUGCAGAUGAUCCCCCGACUUGUGAUAGCUCCACCGAAACACCUACAUCCAGUAUUAAAUUUCCAGACUCGACCGUGGACCAGUCAUCGAAGAACGACAUUCUCCAGCAGGCCCUGACUAACAGUGGCCUCACCUCGAAGGAGAAGCCCUCCGAUCCCCUGAAGAGGCCAGAAUCCCAAACAUCCUACGUUACCCUAGUGGACCGCACCCCCGAUGGUUCUCUCCGUAAAUACGUCACGAUAAAGCAAAGACGAAUAGGGGCAAUAAGAUGGUACGCGUGCUCCUUCUGUCACAAAGAAUUUAAAAAGCCCUCAGAUCUGAUUCGUCACUUGAGAGUGCACACCCAGGAGAAGCCCUUCAAGUGCUCCCACUGUCACAGAUCCUUUGCUCUCAAGUCCACGAUGAAGACCCACGAACGUACCCACUUUGGUACGAAAAAAUACUCGUGUGGAAUCUGUGGAAAAAUGUUCUCCUGUCACAGUAGCUUGACAGCCCACACGAGGACCCACACGAAGCCCCACAAGUGCGAUAUCUGUGACAUGUCAUUCAGCACGAGUACAGUUUUGAAGAGACAUUUGAAGGGCCACUCGAAGCAGAAGAACAAGUUGUGUCCGGAGGCUGAGAGACUUGUUCCUCAAAUUGUUCUUGAAGAGCCAUUGGUGAUCUCCGAUGCUGGGAAUAAAAUCAGUGUUGCACAGGUGCAGAGCAAGCAGAGGCAUGUUUACGGUGGUGAGGAGGAGGGUAAUAGGCCCCACAAGUGUUGGGUCUGUCCUGCUGCAUUUAGGAAAAUCAGUCAUCUCAAGCAGCAUUACAGGAGGCACACGGGGGAGAGACCUUAUAAAUGUUCUAAAUGCGACAGGAGAUUCACUUCUAACAGUGUUUUGAAAGCUCAUCUUCACACCCAUGAGGCAGCAAAGCCCUUCAGCUGUAACGUCUGCGACGCUUCGUUCUCGACUCAGAGCAGCCAGAAGAGGCACCUAGUGACUCACAGCAAUAAGAGGCCCUUCAUGUGCCCCUACUGUCACAAAACUUUCAAGACAUCCGUCAACUGCAGAAAGCACAUGAAGAUUCAUAAGAAUGAGCUGGCACAGCAGCAGUUGGAGAAGCAGAAGAAUAGACAGGAGGAGGUCAUCAAGGGAGAGUUAAAUCUUAGUGAGGAUCUCGUUGGAUUCCAGGGAAAUAUGAAUUCUGAUUUUGAACAGGCCUUCGCCGGAGGGCUGGAAGCCAUCGGGGAGAAGGGAGAGGCUGCCGGAAAUUUGCCACCACUCUCUCAAACUCUUCACGCCGAUGAAACUGGCACGAUUACCCUCCCAAAUUACACCGGAGAACAAACACUAACAGCAGAGAGCAUUCGUGAGCUGGAGGAGACUCUGAAUCAGCAGCUAUUCAGCAUUGGUUUGAAUGAUCUCCACCUGUCGGUUCUACCCCGUCAGGGAAACGAAUCCACCGAUCCUGCCCAGGCCCCAGUACUGAACAUAAUUUACGACAGCCAAAAGGUCCUGGAGGCACCUCCACCAGCCAUAAACUCAAGUAUAUUUGAAUCACCUCAUUUCGACACAUUUGACAUGAGUCAAAUAACACUCCAGUCGGAUGCGGAAAUUGACAUGGGUAUAAGUUCAGCAAAUUCCACGAGUAUGGCGAGCAUUCUUCCCAGAUCAGCACAAGAGGAGCAGAGAAUGAUUCCAGUGUCCUGUGGAACCAUCGACAAUCAGGUUAAGAGUCAUGGACAGUUGGUGGUAGUGUCAUCUAUACCACAGGGAUCAGAGGUCAUUCGACCAGUUCCAUCGUGUCCCAAGUAUCCAAAAAUCAUUGCAAAAGCUGACACCACUGAUACCAGUGGUCUCUUGAAUCUGGACAAUGAAUCAACUGUUGAUAAAUCGUGUGCUCUUUCCGGGCCCUUUCAAGCUGAUUCUGUCGGUCAACGUGUGGAGAGUCAUCUUUCAUCUCUCUUCACUACUCCAGAGGUGCCGAAACCUCAGGAAUCGUUGCUCCAGUGUCAUAUCUGCUUGAAAAAGGGAUUCACUGCUGCUGCAUUGAAGACUCAUCUGAGGAGCCAUCGGGGAUCCAGGGAAUUUCAGUGUCCUGAGUGCUCACUAAAAUUUUGUACGAACGGGGGAUUGACUCGACAUAUUAAAAUUCAUAAUAAACAGGAGGUGGCUUACAACUGUCCCAGGUGCGGGGAGACAUUCUCCAGUGAGGGGCAAUUGAAAUUACAUGUCAAGUGUCAUGAAACUAUUUCGUGGGAUCCAAUCACUUCUAUUGAACCUGAUAGUUCACAAAAGGAUCCCAUUGGGGUUGAUCCGGAUUUGUUGACGCUGAAAGGGAGGAGUGAUGCUACUGAUUCGUCAGUAUCUGAAAGAGUUCUGAUGGACUCCGUGGCCGAGUGCAACACAAUCAGGCCCCUGACGACCGUAGCCGACAAAGAAAAAAAGGAAUACAUGAACAAAUGUGAAUACUGCCCCAAGACGUUUCGUAAGCCCAGUGACUUAGUCCGCCACAUAAGAACCCAUACUGGUGAGCGUCCUUAUCAAUGCACUCACUGUGACAAGAGUUUCGCAGUCAAAUGCACCCUGGACUGUCACAUGAAGGUCCACGAGGGCAGCAAAUCUUUCUGCUGUCAUGUCUGCAACAGUCUCUUCGCGACAAAAGGAAGUUUGAAGGUCCACAUGAGAUUGCAUACUGGAUCGAAGCCCUUCAAGUGUCCAAUAUGCGACCAGAGGUUCAGGACGUCGGGACACAGGAAGGUUCACAUGGUGACACACACUAAAAGCACAGGAGAUAACGGCGGCAAACGACGAGGAAGACAGAAGAAAAAUCCGAAGGUUGAGGUACCUGAAGAGCCUGAAGAGACCAGCGUUAAAGUCAGUACUGGAGCCCAGUUGGAGCCAGACUAUCCCAACCUUGACACCAUCACCAUUGACACAAGUGGCAUUGGAGAUCAACUGACAUUCAACGCUGAUGGAACGAUUGUCAAUAAUAAUUCAGUUCUGUCUGUCAACGAGUCCAAUCAACUUGUCGCCAAUCUUCAAUUUUUACUGAGCAGUGGUCUCGUCACCAUCCAGACAGAUGAGUCUGCACUGCUACAUCUGAACGAUGGUAACAUCAGUCAGGAUAAUUUAAUCAAUCAGGAUGCCAACUUGAUCCCUCAGGAAACGAAUUUACUCAGUCAAAAUGGAAAUUUAAUUAGUGAAAGUCUAGAAGUGAAUGACAAUCUUAUGCUAUCGACGCAACUGGAGAUUCCUGGAGCCCAAGAGAAUCAGCUACAGCUGGACAACUGUAUGACUCUCGUGGAGAUGCCGCAGGAGACAAUGGAAGUCUCGAAUCAACGACUCCAGCCACCAGUGCAGAAGAGCAAAGGGAAGGCAUCCACGAAGAAGGAGUGUGACAUCUGUGGAAAGACUUUUAUGAAGCCCUGUCAGGUGGAGAGACACAAGAGGAUUCACACUGGGGAGAGGCCCUUCAAGUGUCAACUGUGUGAGAAAUCGUUUGCACAGAAGGUAACCCUGCAGAUGCAUCAGAAGCAUCACACUGGUGACAGACCCUAUUCCUGUCCUCACUGCGAUUAUUCUUUCACGCAAAAGGGAAAUCUGCAGACUCAUCUCCGGAGGGUUCAUCAGCUGGACACCAUCGAGGGAAAGAAACUGAGGAGAGGACAGCAGUUGAGUGCUAAAGUCACUCAGGAUGUUGAUAAUCAGAUCAAUGUUAACAGGCUACUGAGUCUGGAUGACAUCUCUCUGGUUGAAUUUCUGAAAUGAAGUUUGAAAAUCAAAUCGUUUGAUUUUUUUUUUUGUGAAAAUGUCAAAGCUGUAUAUAAUUUUUCUGUAUUCAGGAAAAUACUGGAAAUAUUUUUGUGGCUAGUUAAUGAUAGGAGAAAGUGCCAAUAGUAGAUAUAGCCAAUUAAUUUAAUGGAAUUUGUGAUAAUGUUUUUAUACUGCAUAAUGUGCUCGCUUUUUGUAAUCGGUGAAAUACUUUGUGUUCAUAUUUUCAAUUUUUUUGUAAAAAUUCUCAUCGUCUUGUACAAAUAAAUAAUCGAUUCUUCAAUUAUAAAUUGUGAGAAUUGGUAUUUACUAAUCAA